AUGGAUUCCGAGAAUCGUGUAAUUCUGAACGUUGGUGGUAUACGGCACGAGACUUAUAAGGCCACAUUGAAAAAGAUUCCAGCCACACGGCUUUCACGACUCACAGAGGCGUUGGCCAACUACGAUCCUAUACUGAACGAAUACUUUUUCGAUCGACAUCCUGGCGUGUUCGGUCAGAUACUGAACUACUACCGCACGGGGAAAUUGCACUAUCCGACAGAUGUGUGCGGACCACUGUUUGAGGAGGAGUUGGAGUUUUGGGGUCUGGAUGCAAAUCAAGUGAGUUUAUGGCCUCGGGAGAAAGCGUGA
Molecule: messenger RNA, 309 nt
Organism: Echinostoma caproni
Lineage: Eukaryota; Metazoa; Platyhelminthes; Trematoda; Plagiorchiida; Echinostomatidae
Source: the annotation of a GenBank genome assembly